Messenger RNA from Geodia barretti, 411 nucleotides. The record is from the annotation of a GenBank genome assembly. NCBI's taxonomy places the organism in Eukaryota, Metazoa, Porifera, Demospongiae, Tetractinellida, Geodiidae.
AUGUGCGACUACAUCGGCCAGUUCGGAUUCGACGCCGCGUUUGUCGACUUUGAGCAUGGCGAUCCUCCGACUCUCGAUCAGGGGGCAAGCGGCGUGGUUGUCCCUCACAUAAUCACCCCCGACGACGCCAGACACGCCGCCGCAGCGUGCCGAUACCCGCCGGACGGGGUGCGCGGCGUAGCUGGAAGCCGCCGCUCUUAUGGGGUGGAUGACUUCUUCAGGCGAGCCAACGAAGAGGUCACCUGCACGGCCCUGAUCGAAGACUACGCCGCUGUACAGAACAUCGAAGCGUUGAUCGAGGUCGACGGCGUGGACGUGUUUUAUGUGGCGCCCUCAGACCUCGCCGCCAGCAUGGGUCACACGGGAGACGUCGGUCACCCGGAUGUGCAAGAUGCGAUCAGCGGGCAAUAA